AUGUUCUCUCUUGAUGUCGUAUCGCUAUACACCAAUGUUCCAGCAGAAAACGCGUAUGACUUCAUAGAGGACCAAUGGCACAGGCUGCGCAAGUACACAACACUCUCCCUUGCCUCCCUGCAACAAGCCCUAAGCGUUGUUCUCAAAUCCUCCUUUUUCAAAUACAACAACAACUACUACAAACAGAUACACGGUGUACCCAUGGGAUCAUCUAUAUCGGGAUGCAUCGCUUCGAUCUGCAUGGAAAAAUUAGAACAAGGAUGCAUCGAACGUUUGAAACAAAAAAAUAUUCCACUGAUUGUUUACAAACGCUACGUCGAUGAUUGUUUCGUAGUCGCCAGGGAAAGUGAUGUAGAUGUGAUCUUCGAGGAAUUUAACAAUGCGCAUAAAACCCUCAAAUUCACGCUCGAGAAGGAGGAACAACAAACCAUUCGCUACCUGGACAUGACUUUAUCGAGGCAACAUGAUAAAAUUAUCAAAACGUGGUUCACAAAACAACCGGACGGACGAUACUUGGACUUCAAUUCAGAGAGCCCGUUUACGCACAAACAAAAUACAAUGUUCGCUCUUGUGGACCGCGCUCUAAAAUUAUCUGACCCAGAAACCAGGAAGACAAGUAUCGAUGCAGUGAAAAACAUCCUCGGCAAAAACAAUUAUCCGCAAGACAUACUACAUAAUAUCUUCGAGAAAAGGACACAUGCAAUGUACAAUACACUACAAAACCAGAUCCCCCCCGAAUCUGCAUUUUCAAGAAUGGCAUCGAUCCCGUACAUACCCGGACUGAGCGAAAGGGUGGCCAAAAUCCUUCGCAAACAUGAUGUGAUCGCCGCCUCCAAACCAUGUGACAAAAUAAAGUCAACAGUUUUCACGAAAUUGAAAGACCCGAUCCCUAAAAUGAUGCAAACCAACGUCGUAUAUUCAGUACCAUGUAGCUGCGGUAAAGAAUAUAUCGGCCAAACAUCGCAAACCUUGGAAAAAAGGACCAAACAGCAUGAAAACAGCAUACGGGUGAAAAACAAACAAACUGGCCUAGCGCAACACGCACUGGAAGACGACGCUGACCACACGUUCGAUUUUACGAAAACCCAAAUUCUGGAGAGGAUCAUCCACAAGUCACAUAAGUUGAUUGCGGAAAAACUGCACAUCAAACUGAGAGGGAACCAAGCGGUUAAUCUCCAGAUUGAUACGAAGGGAGUUUCCAAUGCCUACAACGGACUAUGGACCAAACUCAGAGAGGAGAGAGAACGAGAGAAUCCAAAAACUCUAAUAAACCGACGUCCCGACGACAACCAGCAGCAGCAGCAGCAAUAG
Messenger RNA from Uranotaenia lowii, 1311 nucleotides. RefSeq lists its product as uncharacterized. NCBI's taxonomy places the organism in Eukaryota, Metazoa, Arthropoda, Insecta, Diptera, Culicidae. Bases 1 to 1311 code for a protein of 436 amino acids. The transcript has a single exon. The record is from RefSeq and is a predicted model, not a curated record.